AUGGUCAAGAUUGUUACCAAAUACCAGGCAUCUCAAAAUGGAGUGAUAGGGAUAACACUGAAUUCACAUUGGUUUGAGCCCCUAUCGGAAGAAAAAGAAAAUAAAAAUGCUGCAUUACGAGCUUUGGAUUUUAUGUUAGGAUGGUUUGCUGAGCCAUUGACAAGUGGUGACUAUCCGCAAAGCAUGCGAUCUCUUGUUGGAGGCCGAUUACCAAAAUUCACGAAAGAACAAUCCAAGUUGCUAAUUGGUUCAUUUGAUUUUCUUGGACUAAAUUACUAUACAGGUUACUAUGCAAGUGAUGCACCUCAAAAUAACUCGGUAUACGCAAGCUUCGCAACAGAUUAUGGCGUUAAUCUUUCUUCUGAGCGUAAUGGGGUCCCCAUCGGUCCAAAGGGUGCUUCGGAAUGGUUAAAUAUUUAUCCACAAGGAAUUCAACAUCUUUUACUCUACACAAAGAAAAAGUAUCACAAUCCAAUUAUUUACAUUACCGAAAAUGGUUGGAAAAUUUGGGAAAUGUCCGUUUUUCCAGGGAGACUGCCGAAAUUUCAGCAGAAAGUCUCGUCCCUUUUUAGUAAGUGGACCCGGCAUCAGUAUGAUGUCAAAAAUAUUAUAGGAUUCGUCACGGAUUCCGAGGAAUUCGGGGCGGGUCCUGUCAACUUGGUAUCAGAGCAUUAA
Molecule: messenger RNA, 675 nt
Organism: Prunus avium (sweet cherry)
Lineage: Eukaryota; Viridiplantae; Streptophyta; Magnoliopsida; Rosales; Rosaceae
Source: RefSeq, a predicted model, not a curated record